This is a messenger RNA of Rhopalosiphum padi (bird cherry-oat aphid), 5186 nucleotides long. Its product is annotated as heterogeneous nuclear ribonucleoprotein A1-like. Lineage: Eukaryota; Metazoa; Arthropoda; Insecta; Hemiptera; Aphididae. Gene Ontology annotation, molecular function: RNA binding. The coding region runs from base 423 to 1331 and encodes 302 amino acids. The record is from RefSeq and is a predicted model, not a curated record. The transcript is spliced from 12 exons.
AGUAUUUUAUACAGUAUAAUACCUAUACAUCAUAGAUAUUUUAAUACUAUAUAUUGCAAUAUCAACUAUCAAUUUCGAAUCGCGGCGCUAGUUGCGGGCCCAUCUUAAAUGUUAGGUUCUCGUGCUGUCGCUGUGGCCUGUGAAUACUGAAUUGUAAUUUGUUGCCGAAUGCCGAUGGUGCAGGAGCAGAACUCUGUUUGUAUUUUAUAGUCGGUAAUUUGUUUAUUUGUUUGCACUUUCACAGUUAGGCACCUAGUACCCACCACGGUUAGCUAGUUACUCAAAAUCAUAAGCAUUUAGUACUAUAUACCUUCAACGGAUCCGUCAAAUCUGUUUAUCGUGGUUUCAUUCCAACGGCUUUUCGAGAGACUCACAAAAUAUAUAAUUUAUCAUUGAGUACAUUUAUCUGCAUAAAACAUACAAUGAGUGUAUCGGGAGAAAAUACUGUUGAUGUAGAAGAACCGGAACAGUUCAGGAAAUUAUUUAUUGGUGGACUUAACUACACUACUACAAAUGAUUCAUUAAAAGAAUUUUUUGAAAAGUGGGGUGAUAUUGUGGAUGUAGUUGUUAUGAAAGAUCCUGUCACAAAAAGGUCUCGAGGUUUUGGUUUUAUUACAUAUUCAAAAUCUUCAAUGGUAGAUGAUGCUAUGGCCAAUAGACCACAUAAAAUUGAUGGUCGUGAAGUAGAAACAAAACGUGCUGUACCUCGUGAUGACAUAGAUAAACCUGACAUAGCAUGGACUGUAAAAAAAAUGUUUGUUUCUGGAAUUAAAGAACAAUCUGAAGAAGAUUUAAAAGAGUAUUUUGGACAGUAUGGAAAUAUACUUAAUAUUCAAAUUAUUACAGACAAAGAGACUGGUCAACGUAAAGGAUUUGGAUUCAUUGAAUUUGAUGAUUCAGAUUCAGUUGAUAAAGCUGUUUUAAUCAAAAGUCAUGAAGUUUCCGGAUCUAAAUUAGAAGUUAAAAAAGCUGUUAGUAAAGAUGUAGCAUCAGCUUCUAGAGGCCGUAGAGGUGGUCGUGGUGCUAGUAGUGGAAGAGGACAAAAUUGGGGAGGACCAAAUAAUAAUUGGGGAGGUAACCAUUUUGGGGGAUAUGGCGGUGGAAGCAGUGGUGGUGGUUGGGCUCAAGGCGGUCCUCAAGGCUGGAAUAAUGUUUGGGGUAGUCAAGCUUCUCAAGGUGGUUGGGGUAAUGGAGGAGGUAAUUGGGGAGGUAGUCAAAGUGGAUAUGGUGGAGGACCAAUGCGAGGAAAUUUCGGUAACAAUAGAGCAGUACCAUAUCAUACAGGUCGAGGUAGUGGUAAUUUCCAUCAAAAUUCGAGAGGAAGGUAUUAAAAGCAGGUUGCUGAAGCGAAGGCUGGUAGGAAUCAAUAACCAUCAAAUUUUUCUCCUUCAACUUUUGGGUAUUGAACUAUUCGAAUGAUGUUUUUUUUCCGACAAAAACUAUCUGCUCUUCACAUGUUGACACUUAAUGCCAUUUAUUAUCGCUAUUAAAUUAUGUUAGUACAAUAUUUUGUUUAUCAUAUUCAUUAUGAUUUAAAAUUUAGGUGAAAUAAGUUUAAAACAUUUUAUAUACCUGCUCUAUAUAUACAUAUAUAUAUUUUUUUAUUUAAUUAAUUAUUGUUUUUCCAAUAUCAUUUUUAAAAUUUAAAACACUGGUUAAUUGAAAUGUAAUACGUUUUAUUUAAUGGUGAAUAAUUUUUGUGUAACUAUAUUAUUAUAUUAAUAAAAUAAAAAAUACCCAGUCUUUAUACAGGGACCAGAAUACAAUUGUUGUUGACUCAAUAAAUUUAAUGAUAAUUCACAAAACAUUUUUUUAUUAGAAGGAACAUUUUUAUUAAUGCUUAAGUAUGGUAGGCAUAAUUUCUACUAUAUUGGAACAGAUCGUAAGUAGUGUACAUUGUUAUGUUCUAAAAUUCUGUAAAAUAUUAUUAUUAACGUCAUUAUUUCCUCAUGUGUUUUAUUUUAAUCAUAUUAAAGUGAAAUCUCUAUUUAUCAACGUCUCCCAAUUAUUGAAUAUUUUAACAGAUUUUUAUUUAAACCUGUUAUACCUAUGUGAUCUUACUACUCAGAAUAGUGAAUUCCUUUCAACAAUACACAUUUUUGGCCACCAUCGUUAUGUUUUAUAGAGGUUUCACUAUCAAUAGAUGAUUAGUUAUAGAUUGUGGGUACAAGAUAUUAAAUUAGGCAUUUAAUGCAGACCAACAUAUUGAGACUCCUAUCAACAGCGUAGGACUUAGGUCCCCCGGUUCCAAGAUAGUAAGUUUCUUAGGCAAAUACUCAAGUAAUCAGUUUUCGACUAAUCAAGAGUUUAUUGAUACAUGCAUUUACAGAGUUUUGAAAUUAAACUGACAUAAUCAAAAAGAUGACAAUGUAAUUUGCAAUGUAACUGUAUUUUGGUUUAAAAGAGGUACAUAACAUUUACUUCAUAGAAAAUAGUUCAAAAUGUACAUUAUACCUGGGUAUAUAUCAAAUCAUUUUGUUUUGAAGUAAGUGCUUACAAUAUUAAGUUAAUCAAUGAAAAAUGUUAAGAUGUUAUAACUGACAGUUAUUUAAUUAAAAAUACAUUUGUUAUUUUGUUAAUCUAUUUUAGAAGUUAACAUAAAAAAUAAAUGGUUAUGUAAUAAAAUUAUUUUUUACCCAAAUUCCUGUGGGAAACUUAAUUUUAUAAAUUUUACACUAUUCUGUCCAGCGAGAGAACAUGUCGAUUCUGCGCAACCCUCCGCGUUACUCUACUACUAAUUUUGGUCGGUCUGCAGUGUGUUCUCUCGCUGAACAGAGUAUGUGUUAAUAUUUUUUAAGUAUGACUAAGAUUUUAUUUUUAUAAAUAUGUCUAUUUGCAAAUAUGUAUAUAAUUCUUCAUUUAAGCGAAGAGAACUUAAUGUUAUACAUAUUAAUAAUUAAUAUAAAAUGUUUUUAUUGAAACUAAAUAAAUGCAAUUUAUAGUUUAUAUCAUACUAUUUAUAGUGUUUUAUAAACAUAAUAUUUGGGUUUUUCUCUGUGAAAAACUACUGAACAAAUUUUUAAUUAAUAUAAUGUUUUAAAUUGUAUAGAAUUUAAUAUUUAUUGUUAUAUAUCAUCUACUGACAAAUAUAUGUAUAUUGAAUGCCGUUUGAUUCAUUUCUCCACUUAAAUACAAAACUAUAUUUGGAUCUGAAUAAUAGUUCAAAAACUUCAUUUUUAAGAAAUAUCCACAAUUCAAGUAUAUUUUAAUGUAAGAUUAGAUUAACACUUUUUUUGUUUUAUAAAGUAGCGUACUUAGAUUGUAUUUGUUAUAAUAUUUAAUUAGUAAAGAAAUGAUAUUGAGAAUUAAAGUUCUCUGGUGGAGGAUAGCACCUCUAAAAUGCCACUAAAUUGAUAUUAAAUUAUUAUUUAUUUGUAUUGCACUUAAAAAUCUACAGUAAAAAGUAUAAAAUGAUAAUAUUAGGUAUGUUUUCUACACAGAGUAAAUAUCUUUACUUUUUAUUGUUUGAUAUUAACCAUAAUAUAAGUUAAUAAGUGUUACAAAUAGGUUACUUCAAAUUAUACUUGUUUAAAUUAACCAAUUUGACAAUUUUGUGGAUUUGAAUUUCUAAUAAUUUAGUAUCUUGACUUUACUUUAGGAUAUUGUUAAGGUAGUACAUAUUAUGUGUAACAUUAUAAAUACAACUUCAUCCAUCUUUAUAUUUUACCAAUUAUAAUUGUAAGAAUUUAAAUGAGGUUAAUGAAAUUUAGAGUUCUUGAUUAAAUGUGUAUUUGUACAGAUGUUAUACCAGUAUAUUAUUUACAUUAAUUUAAACAUUUUAUAUCUUAUCUUGAUAUGUGUUUUAAAUUAACCACUAGAAUCUAUAGCUGUUUAAUAUGGUGUGUGUACGUGGUAGGUGUAUUUUCAAGUACUUAUCUAUAUAAACAAAUAUCCAGUUAUGAAAAUUAACAUAUUUUUUCUGUAUAGCUACCAAUUUUUUAGAAAUUAUAUUUCUUAUUUUAAUAAUUAUUACCUUUUUAAAUAUUUUUUCAAUUCUUUUUUUGAUUAACAAUCUAUAUUUUAUAUCAACUCAUUCAAUGAAAUAAUUUAGUAGUAUUAGGUAAGGUUUAUUAGCCAUUUAACCACCAUUUAUAUGCUAUACAUUGUUACUUUUUAAUAUUUUAUCGAAACUUGGUGUUAGCGGAAAAUGUCGGAUGUGUAGUCGGUUAUGGGAUAUUUGUUAUUUUGUAGAUUAUACAUUUAUAACCAUUAUAAUCCGUAGGCUCCAUGACCUGCGUAUUAAUUUUCAUGAAUAAUUUUAAUUAAAAAGCGCUUGUCUGUUGUUUGCGGGAGUGAAGCUUUAACUGAAUCAUUAUUCAUUAGUGCAUUACUACUUCCUAAUUAUUAGUUACUACAACUGCAUUUUCUGUUGUUUUACGUUUUACACUUGUUCUGCAGAUGGAAAACGUAAGCAUAAUAAUAUACGAAAUGUUAAUAUUAUUUAACCAUGUGUUAAUUGUCUACUUAAAUAUUAAGUAGUAUACUAGUAUGUACUAUCCGAUCAUACCUAGGGUAGGUAUACAGAAUAUGUUAUGCAUCAUGCAUACUAAAUAUUUCAAGGUAUAAUGCUAUUGACUAUUGAGUAUAUAAUAUAGUUUAAGUUUUAGCUUGUUGCGAUCAACGUGACUACGUUUCUUCAUUUUAUUAUUCACGAGUCGCCGGCUCGCCGCCAAUCCACCACUGCUUGAGUAUUGGGCACGUCAUGUUAUUAUCGACGACUAUACACAAUUUUGGGUUUGUUAGCCGGCGACACUGGUAUAGCGAUUCAGAGGUACCACUCUGAUGGGCGCGCCACGGCUUGUACAGCUUGUAAAACUUUUCGUUGCGGCCUCCGGCGGUCAGACGUGUGUACUCAUUUUUUUGAUACAAUAAUAUUGCCGCUUGGGGGCGCUGCGCAGAGUUACUCGGCAUCGGCACUUCUCAUUCGUCGACGACGUUUUUCCCGUUCACCUUCCAUUUUGUGAGCACUGAGCAAUAUUCCUCGUGCUCGAUUAUUCUGUAGUCUGUACUCUGUCUCACCGUUCAAUAAACGUAAAGCGAACGUCAUCAGUAUCAGUCUACCGUCCAUAUUUGCUGCCGCCGUGUAUUUUUUUCCUGUCGGCCCAUUAACGUUUUCAACAGCCGUCGUUGGAUUACAUUUUCAUCGGCGUGUUUGAGUCCGCGGUUGUCGUUUUCUUCGUCUUCUC